AUGUCAAGACUAUCGAUUUUGAGCCCACGGCGUAGGAGACAAGUGGUUGCGGCAAUUAGCUCUUUCAUCAACCUUUUAAUAAUUUAUGUAAGCCUAGGACAGGAACUAACCCAGCUUAUUCAAGCAAGAAAUGCAAACCGUAGACUUGCUAGGCAACCAAUGGAUAGCUACACAGUGAGGCAUUACGAUAGGCAAAGACAUCUAGAUCGUAGGAUAAGAAGGUGUGAUACUAUAUGUUUUUCCCUGGUUAGAAUGGAUCGAGCGUUGUUCAAUAGGUUCUGUGAGGUUCUUGCUGUUAAUGGACGGUUGAGAAGAACUAGAGAUGUAAACAUAGAUGAAAUGGUCUACACGUUUCUGUGCACAAUUUCACACAACGAGAAGAACAGGACAUUGGCAGUGAACUUACUACGAUCUGGGGAGACCAUAUCGAGAUCAUUUCAUCGGGUUUUGAGGGCUGUCAUUAGACUCAAUAGUCUCUUGAUGAAGAAGCCUAUUCCCAUCGCUGACAACAGCAACGACUAUAGGUGGAAACACUUUAAGAAUUGUCUUGGUGCUUUAGAUGGAACACAUGUGGACGUGCGUCCUAGAAGAGAGGACCAAACUAGGUUCAGGGAUAGGACGAACCAUCUUUCUAUGAAUGUGCUUGGCGUAUGCACUCCUGAUUUGGAGUUCAUAUAUUGCUUGUCGGGUUGGGAAGGUUCAGCCCAUGAUGCAAGGGUUCUUCAAGAUGCCCUUACUAGGCCUAAUGGCCUUAGUGUGCCUGAAGAUUGUCUAUUUCAUGAAGGGUGUUACUAUUUGUGUGAUGGUGGCUAUGGGAAUAGUACUGGCUUCUUAACCCCUUAUCGUGGGCAGAAAUACCAUCUUAAAGAGUGGGGACCAAGACGACCAUCUAUAGCUGAAGAGUAUUAUAAUAUGAAGCAUGCGUCGGCUAGGAAUGUGAUAGAGCGGAUUUUUGGUAUUUUAAAAAUGCGGUGGGCUAUUCUUAGGGAUUCUAGCUGGUUCUCCCCUAGUGAUAUGGCUCGUAUUGUUGUUGCUUGCACCAUAAUCCACAAUUUCAUUAAGAAGGAACGUGGGGCUGACAGAUUUGAAAGGGAAUUUGUUGUUGUUGUUUUUGGAUGUAAAGUGCAGCAGCAUGUAUUAAUGACAAUGAUGGAAUUUGUAGCUCCAAGUUAG
Messenger RNA from Linum tenue, 1173 nucleotides. Lineage: Eukaryota; Viridiplantae; Streptophyta; Magnoliopsida; Malpighiales; Linaceae. The record is from the annotation of a GenBank genome assembly.